AUGAGGAGAAAACUAGCUGGCGUUACAAUCUAUGUGUUUUGUGUAUUUCUACAGUUGUGUAUACAAGUCAAUGGUAACCAAAAUUACACAUUUGGAGAUGAUUGCGGAAACAACACUAGAGAGUUGGCUGAUGAUGAACCGAUGUCUGUAUUCUACAGAGGGAGCAGCGACAUAGUCUGUAAUGGGAUGACCUUUGAAUGUAUAGAACCUUGCAAAGUGUGUGUUUCUGUAAAACACUUUAACGAUCCUGAUUGUGCCAUUAGACUUCAGUUGCAAAAGUCCUGGUUGGGGUCAACCUUACGUACUGUUACUUGCAAAGAAAAUAAGGAAAACAAAAUCUGCCACUCAUCUUCAAUCUUCAUCUACUUAAAUACUUUAAGCACCAAAUCGACGGGAAAUGUAACGUUUGAUCUUCUUUUAACGUCGGAAAAAGACGAAACAAAUUGGGCAAUAAUCGGGGGCGUGAUAGGGGGAGUGGUCGGAGGAUUAAUUUUGGUUACCGUUAUCACUGGUUUAAUUGUCCGAAAGGCAUGCAAAUUACGAACAUCACAAGGCCACAUUUACAGCCAAGGAAAUACAGUUCCAAUAAGCAAGAAGUCUUUUCCUUGGUAUUCCAGCAAUGAAAACUCUCAACUUCCAACCGGAAGUUAACAAUACUAGCCACCCGCAAGAAGCUAUCAAACAAUAUCCGGUAUUAGGAAGAUGGUUGAUACCUUGAAGACGUAAACUGAAUACGAUUUAAGUUCCAUUGACGACGUUUAUUUAGAUCAUAUUUAUAUGUUAUCAAUUUCAGAAAUGUCUUAAUUGUUAUUCUUAUAUUUGAAAUUCAUCUUUGCACGUAUUUGAAUUGUCUACCUAUUUUUAUCGACAAUUCCUGACUGUUAUAGUGCCAAGGAGAAUAGGACAUUUUUUCAUCCAUUAAUAAUUCUUUCAUACAUUCUUGGACUGAAAAAUAUAUUUUCAUCGAUGCAAAUAUAUAUACAGGAAGACAAGCGUUUUGUCACAAGAGUGUCUUUCAUUAAUUAACGAUUUUCAAUUACCAAAUGAAUGAGUAAUUCAGCUUAGUAUAAGAUAAACAUAAUUUCAAGUUAAUUUUGCUUGGAUAAUAAUGAUUGUAUGUAAUCUCGUGACGGAGAAUUUAUCACAGAAUGCUGGUUACUUUUAAAUCUUACGAACACAAUGAACCAAGUUCAUUUGAAAUUCAAAAAAUAGCGAAUAUUUGUUUAUCAUGAUUGAUAAUUAUAUCCAUGAAAAUGAAGGAAUCUCCUUGUGAUAAAGUCUAUGUUUUUUUUUU
Molecule: messenger RNA, 1294 nt
Organism: Saccostrea echinata
Lineage: Eukaryota; Metazoa; Mollusca; Bivalvia; Ostreida; Ostreidae
Exons: 5
Coding region: 1-651 (216 amino acids)
Source: RefSeq, a predicted model, not a curated record